This is a messenger RNA of Peronospora farinosa, 264 nucleotides long. NCBI's taxonomy places the organism in Eukaryota, Oomycota, Peronosporomycetes, Peronosporales, Peronosporaceae. The record is from the annotation of a GenBank genome assembly.
AUGUCCGCUGCUCGUCUGAAUCAAGUCGUGAAGGAGUUUACAAGCCUCGCCCCGUGGGGUGCCCCUGGAGCUCUACUGGUUGGUUGGAUGGCCUGGCCCGCACUCUCGCCCGCCUUCAAAGAAGAGACACUAGGCAUCACGUCAACGUCGUCCCUUGUAUCUGGUAGCUCAAAGAAAGAAUUCUUUCGUGCUUCUGGCAAGUACAAGUACGUUAAAAAUGAGAUUGGUGAGGCUCCGACGCUGGAAGAAGAAGAAGAAGAAUAG